This is a messenger RNA of Physella acuta, 566 nucleotides long. RefSeq names its product Golgi-associated plant pathogenesis-related protein 1. The record is from RefSeq and is a predicted model, not a curated record. Lineage: Eukaryota; Metazoa; Mollusca; Gastropoda; Physidae.
GAUCAGGUGCAGUCGAGAUGAUUAUAUUAGGUGUUUAACAUGGGAUGUGGCUCGAGUAAAACAGCACAUUACGAUACAAGAUCUGACACCAAGGGAGUGAAGUCACUGGGUACGUUCAGAAAGGAGGCGUUGACCGCCCAUAACAUCUUACGUAAACAGCAUGGAGCCGAGCCAAUCAAACUUAGUGAAGAGCUGAACACGAUGGCACAGAAGUGGGCCGAGUACCUGGCAGAGCAUCAGGUCUUCAUACACAGCCCAGAGGAGCACAGGAUAGGUGCCGGGGAGAAUCUAGCCGGACACAGUGACGUCAUCUCAGGGCAACAACUCGUCGAUAUGUGGUACAGCGAGAUCAAGGGAAACAACAUCUCACAUCCAGACUUUAAAAAGGGAAUCGGUCACGUGACCCAGGUCGUCUGGAACGACUGCACCCACGUGGGUUUCGGCCGCUCCACCAAGCCGGGCAUGAACGGCAUGUACAUGUACGUGGCCAACUACAGGCCCGGGGGGAGCUGGUUCGUGGACUUCAACACCCGGCCCCUACCCCAGCGCCGGUAAGCAGGUGAGGG